AUGGCAAUAAGAACUUAAUAGAACUCUAUAGAACGUGUUCUUGUAGAUAAUAAAGUCAUGCCUGUUAAUACUGGCAAGAUAAACGUAAAUAUUUUGGGCCUCGUUUAAGAACUGGAAACUACACUCAAAUAAGCUAGCGACACAAGUCCUCAUUUGCUGGUUCCAAAUUCUCUCCAUAUCAUUUAAGGAUAAAAAAUAUAAAAAGAAAUGAUAAAAUCCAAAAAUAAUUCAGGAAUCACAUCUCAUUACAAUAUUGAUUCUAUCACUGAAAUGAGUGAAUUAACUGAUACUCUAGGAAAUGAAUUAUUAUAAUAAAAUAAUGGCAGCUCUGACGAAAACUAGACUGACAUGUUUUAGAGUUCUAUUUAACACAGCUGCUCUGAUUCUUAAUACUCUAGCUCUGCUUCUUAAUCUCCAAGAAGUACUUUUAGAAGGAAAACACACUUGAAUUAUAAUAGCUUACUUAAGAUCACAGGUAAUAGAAAAUUGAUAUCGAAAGGAAAUUCAGGGCUUUCUAUUAAUUCCAAUAAAUCAAUUAUUCUAAAUAGUCAGUGUGAUUUGCCUAUCUAAAAUUUCAAACCUAUUCAAAAUAAAAAUUUAUUGAGAGUUACUUCAUCAUACGGUAAUAACCUAAGUACUGGUGACACUUAACUGAACAUAAUUUCCUCAAAUACUUGCUUACAUCAGAGCAUUUAAUCUGCGAAUACGCUUCGCAGACAAAACAAUUAUUACAGUUAUAACAUUAAUUCUCACGAUUAAUAAGAUCCUAAUGAAAGAUAAUACUCUAAUUACAAUAAUAGCAACUAGGGAUCUGCACAUGACUAAUAAAAAAGACCUAAGUCUCAAAUUAAACUAUAUGUAUAGAAGUAUUUUGAAAGACAAGAUAGAAUCAGAAGAAUUGAUUAACUUUUAGACCAAGAAAUCGAAUCAUCAAUUAAUUUAAACAAUGUAUAUGAAAAAUCAGAGACUUUUGAUCAUACUAAAUACUAAGUAAUGGAUUCAGCUAGUAAACAUGAAAAUAUGCAAUAAAGAAAUACAUAAACUGGCAUAAAUAAAAUUUAAACUCUAGAAAAAUAAUUCAAUUCAGAGAAUGUAGACUUUCAUCAAAGGGAAAUUCGAAGCUAAAGUAGAAUGAGAAUCAAGCAGGGAUUUUAAAUGAUAAGCUCGAGUUCUCAUCAUCUUAAAAAACUAUGA
Molecule: messenger RNA, 1194 nt
Organism: Stylonychia lemnae
Lineage: Eukaryota; Ciliophora; Spirotrichea; Sporadotrichida; Oxytrichidae
Source: the annotation of a GenBank genome assembly